GUAAGUUAUUUGGUGUAAAAGAUUGUGCAAGUUAGAGUAAAUUUACGGUCUUUUUCUUCAAUUAAUUUCCUCGUCCAAUUGUGUUGAGCAUCAGAAAAUCUUUCAUGGUUCCUGUAACUCCUGUCCUCAUUAAAUUCGGCUCAUGCACGCAAUAGCACGUCGGUAAACUGCAGAAUCUCCUAGAAUGUCCAUUUUCGUUCGUUCCAGUACGAGAAAGAUAGAAACAUUGACGUGCAAUCAGUGGCUGAUUCGACGGAGGGGCAAGCAUGAUAACCCGAAAAUUGACAAUCGUACCUCGAAUUCCAAGGAGUCCAAAUUCUCAUCACCAAAUGUUAAAAGCUCCAUCAACGAAUACGCUUUAUCAAAGUUCUCCAAGUAUGUCAGUGGAUUUGCCGACGUGUUGGAGAAAAAAUUUCCUGCUGCGAUGAAAGUGUAUAGGAUUUUUACAGUAGGCACCAAGGAUUUUGUGCAAGAUUUUAAGGAGUACUACAAGAUAAAUCGACGAGUUUCUUACUCAGGCUUGAAAAUAUUACGGAGGAAAGAGUUAGAGCUGUAUUUCACAAUGCCAAGGAAUAUAAUUCAACUGACACCUGUUAUACUGUUUACUCCAGUUCCGUUUUCCAACUACUUAGUUUUUCCUCUAGCGUUAAUGUUUCCGAAGUAUCUCCUCACAUCACACUAUUGGUCCCUGCAGCAGCGAGCCAAGUUUGCAUUAGAAGAUCACAAACAGCGGUUACAGAAUUUCGAACCAGUUUUCAAUUGUUUGCAGGGACGUACAUCUGAACUGGACUGUGAUGAGAGGUUGAAAAAAACAUGGCUCAGUGUGUUAGGGGAUAUUGGAAGUGGACUGCAGCCUCCGGUUCAAGAAUUGAUCCAGUGUUCAAUCCUUUUCUCCAAACCUCCAUAUCAUUUAAAAAAUCUAAAAUCUAGUCAUCUGAAACAUUUGUUAAAAGUGCACAAUAUGCACUCUGGAUGGCGCAAAAGAGCCCGUUUGGCAAGGCGAGCAGAAAUUAUCCAACUUAUGGACGCAGCCAUUAAGAAAGAAGGAGGAGCAGAGAACUUAACUUUUGAUGAACUUAAAUGGGCAUGUUUCUUGCGCGGCUUGAAUCCUGUCAACGUGAAAAAUGAAGAACUGGUUCAGUGGCUCAACCAGUGGGUCCAACUGAGUGAAAAGGUUGAUGAGAAAACUUACAGCCUCCUUCUGCACUAUCCUAUUCUUCUCGCGUACAACCACCCUUCCAACUGGUUCUUGUUAAAAUCGUGAUAACACUCCUUAUUUUCCUGAUAAUUCUCUCGACUACAUCCUUUUUGUAUAGUUUCAUUCCCUCUAUUGAUCUUGAAAAGAUUCGAUAGAGUGCCUUCAACUUCAGAAAAGCUCUAGUCAAGGAACCCAAGGUGAUUUUGUUUUACCAUUGUGGUUAUAAGUUAUCUGAAGCUUUUUUUUCCUUUCCUUGUUUUUUUUUGUGUUCAUGGUCACAUACAAAUCAUGGUUUCCUUUUCUCUCCGUGAAGUCAUUGUGAUAAGCAUUUCUGUUUAACCAAAUGUAACUUCAGCAAAUUGGUGGCUGUUUAAAAAAUUUACCAUUACCUACUUUCUUCUAAAUUUUGUAGCUCUUUUGACAUCCAAUGAGGUUUGUUUGUCAGGGAUCAGUGCCGAUUGGCUGAAAAAUAAAUGGGUCUGUAGUUUUUUUAUUGCAUUUCAUUGCAUUUCGAAAAAUUUCAUUUUUGCUGGUUUUAGACUUAGUUUGUUUUUGUCUAUUAAAUUUUCAAAGGUGGUCCAGAUGAAUAAUAUUUUGACUCUGUUCUCACCAUACAACUGCAUCGAUUUCAUUGGAGCCAAAUAACGAUUGAAAUUUGAUUGUAAAAGCUGCUAAACUCUUUUUAAAAAAAUGUGUGUUUUAAAAGAUUUCUAGAAGACAACAAGCAAGAAAUUAUCCCCUUGAAUAAAGAAGUUAACCACCUUUCAAAAUCUUUUGAAAAGGCUUAAAAUUGAAAAGCUUUUAAAACAGCAUUCAACUUCUGGUUUUUUUUUUUUUUUUUAUAUUUACCUGAGACAAUAGGAAAACAUUAAUAACCCAUUUUAAGAGACUGAAACUUAAAAUCUCCUAACAUCUUGUUACGUGACAAGGGAUAUCCGACAAAAAGGGGAGGCAUGAAAGCCAAAUAAAUGUAAAAGAACAGAAAGAAAACAAGACAGAGAUAAUCAAAAGUAUCAAUUGAGGUAGCUCAAAAUUAGGAUUAAAGUAAUGACUAUCUUAAAUUGACUAUCAAAACUGAGUAUCAUGAGUAUCCUGAACAGUUGCAUCACUAUCGCUGUCAGUGGCUUCCGACACUUCAAUAUCCUCCAAUACAGACUGUGAUUCAAGGGAUUUUCGUUUCGACGGUGAGUUUCCUGCUUCUACUUUAGACGGAGAUUCACUUACUCUUCGCUUGGAUGUUGUACUUGUUCCUGACUUGGACGGGGAUCUACUCGCUACUUUAGACGGAGAUUCACUUGCUCCUCGCUUGGAUGUUGCAUUUGUUCUUCACUUGGACGGGGAUCCACUCGCUCCUUGUUUAGAUGAAGUCCCACUUGUUCCUGGCUUGGAUGGGGAUGCAUUUGCACCUUGUUGAGAUUUUCUUCUUCCUGUUUUAGAUGGUUUAUCUCCUGCUCCUCGCUUUUUUGGGGAAUCUGAGGGCGUUCGCCCUUGCUUAAUGUUUGAUCCAGUUUGAGAAAACCAUCUUUUAAGAGACAUCUUGACAGUUUCAGCAACACUCUGUUUAGGUAGAAGAGAAAAUUUAGUCUGCACGACUUUUGUUACAAUCUUUCUUAGUCGCAAGUUUUCAAAACCUAUUUUGGGGCCACCCUCUUUUCCCUUCCAUACCAUGUUCUUACAGAGAGAUUUGCUGAUAAGGCACUUCAUGACGCUUGUUGCGCAAAUCAAUGCAUUUGUUGUUGAAGCUUUUCCUUUCAAAUAAUUUUGCAAAGUAGUUCCAAGCGUUGGAUCUGCGGUGAGUUGCUUGUCAAAUUCUAACAAAUCCUGAACAGUAAAUAACGGGAUUUGUUCUAAUAUUGAUUGGAGCCCUAAGGUCUUCGUAUUGUUGCUGGUAUUAGUGCAAAUUUUAAAUAUUUAGACUUUUUUUUUUCGUCAGUUUACUUGGAUAUUUCCAUGGAACCCUAAAUUUUAAGAAAAAUCAAGUCCAGGUAUGUUUGAGAAGUUUGAAAAAUUCCUCCGUUUGCGUUCUAUCCAGUUACUAUGCAAGCAAUACUCUAUUAGCAUGUAAUACAAUCUUGAUUACCUCUGUAACUGGACCCAAAAUCGGAGUUAUUCUAACAAGUUCACAAUGUUUACACUCUUACCUGCAAAUUAUCUCCACAAACUUGAACUGAUUUUCGGUUUGAUUCUUUUCGUUUGUAAUACCAUAUGAAUUCGCAUACAGUUGGAAUUCAAACCUUCCAAUCCUAUCACCUAUUUUAAUAUUUUACUCCCUGGUUUCUCCAUUCUUUGAUGUUAAAACCUAAGCUGGACGUGAUGAACUUUAUAUCGCCAUAUUUGUUACCUCAUUUGUUGUUCAGUUCUUUCCUUUUUUACUUUCCUUUUCCACAAAUCUGAGAUUUAGUUUCUAAAAUUUUCUUUAACUGGAAAAACCUAGUUUUUCAAUAAAUUUAUAUUUUGUGAUUCCUAUUAA
This is a messenger RNA of Bemisia tabaci, 3668 nucleotides long. RefSeq names its product LETM1 domain-containing protein 1. Gene Ontology annotation, molecular function: ribosome binding. Gene Ontology annotation, cellular component: mitochondrial inner membrane. Gene Ontology annotation, biological process: intracellular monoatomic cation homeostasis. The record is from RefSeq and is a predicted model, not a curated record. Lineage: Eukaryota; Metazoa; Arthropoda; Insecta; Hemiptera; Aleyrodidae.